UUCCACCCUGGAGUUAUGGGUGAGCUUGGCGCAGCCGAACCCGUUCUUUGACACCGGCCCCGGCCGAGUGACCAUGUGGUGCCGUGUGGAUGGGCCAGCGAGCAGGGGCCAUGCAGGUUGGGUCGACCUGCAUGCUGCGGCAGAACGCCAGCAAGUCGGCGGUAGAUGAGCGUCAAUAUAUUCUUGGAAUUAGCGACUGCGCUCGAGCAAGACAAUGGCAAGCUGGGCUUGGCUUGUUCUUUUCCAUGAGGAGAAUGGAGGUCAAUCCCAAGGUGAACAGCUACAAUGCAGCCCUUAGCUGUUGCCAUCGGGGGUCCCAGUGGCAACUCGCUUGGGAAUUCUUCGAGUCAAUGCCUUCAAGAAUGAUCACACCAACAGUGGUGAGCUACAACUCCACAAUCAGCUCCUUAGGCUUUGGAACAUAUUGGGCGUGGGCCCUGCAGAUAUUUCGAGAUAUGCCAAGCCUUGGCAGGGUCAUGCCCAAUGUGAUCAGCUACAGCGCCCUGAUCAGUUCAUGCGAGAAGGGCGCCCAAUGGCAAACCGCCCUGGAAUUGUGGCAGGAGAUGCCCAAAAAGCAGAUCGCUCCAAACCUUUACACCCACAAUUCCACCAUCAGUUCCUGUGAGAAGGCGUCUGAGUGGCAGCUAGCUUUGAGGAUCUUUGGCAACUUACCAACUGCAACCAUCAAGCCCGAUGUGAUCAGCUGCAGUGCUAUGAUGAGUGCAUGCGAGAAGGGUGGUCAGUGGCAGCAGUCACUUAAAUUGCUGCAAAUGAUGCAACUCCUCAAUAUCUCACCAAAUGCUUACAGCUACAGCGCAGGCAUUAGUUCCUGCGAGAAGGGCUCGCAAUGGCAGCGGGCUUGUGUCCUCUUAGAGGAAGCCUUCCUCUUCGCGGAUUUGUUGUGCCACAAUGGCGCCUUGAGCGCCCUUGAAAAGGCUGCCCUUUGGGCGACAGCGCUGCACUUGUGGCAUCAGAUGCCAGAUGCCAGGAUCGUGGCAGAUGUUUACAGUUACAGCGCUGUAAUCAGCAGCUGCGAAAAGGGUGGAGAAAGCCGGUUGGCACUGGACGUUUUUCAAGCUAUGCUUAGGGCAAGCAUCACGCCGAAUGUGGUCAGCUACAGCGCCCUGAUUAGUUCAUGUGAGAAGGGCGCCCAAUGGCAAACCGCCCUGGAAUUGUGGCAGGAGAUGCCCCAAAAGCAGAUCGCUCCAAACCUUUACACCCACAAUUCCACCAUCAGUUCCUGUGAGAAGGCGUCUGAGUGGCAACUAGCUUUGAGGAUCUUUGGCAACUUACCAACUGCAACCAUCAAGCCCGAUGUGAUCAGCUUCAGUGCCACGAUCAGCGCAUGCGAAAAGGGCGGUCAGUGGCAGCCAGCAUUGAGCUUGUUGCAGCAGUGGCGGGCGGAAAGACCGGCGGCACAGCUACAGGUCAAAAACACAGUCGAUGAUCGUCGAUGACAU
Durusdinium trenchii is the source of this 1460-nucleotide messenger RNA. Lineage: Eukaryota; Dinophyceae; Suessiales; Symbiodiniaceae. The record is from the annotation of a GenBank genome assembly.